Molecule: messenger RNA, 6710 nt
Organism: Seriola aureovittata
Lineage: Eukaryota; Metazoa; Chordata; Actinopteri; Carangiformes; Carangidae
Product: protein TANC1-like
Exons: 29
Coding region: 176-5893 (1905 amino acids)
Molecular function (GO): protein binding
Source: RefSeq, a predicted model, not a curated record
UCCCUCUCUCACUCUGUGAAUUGACUGAGGAGACGCAGCACUUCUUAAUUGGACUCCGCGAGUUUAAAUGGUCCACCAUCGGCGUCCCGUGGAUUUAUGUGAAGGAAUGCGAUCAUCAAAGAAGACUUAAGAACAGUCUUCCACAGGCGGUAGACAGUGACGCAACAGCCCAGCUAUGUUCAGAGCAGUGUUUGGAAACAAGAAGGAGGGAGGUGGAAAACGUGGAGAAAAGAAGAGCCAGAGGCAUCCAGGUGGUGAGGUGUACACUCACAGCACCUUGCAGAGAGGAGGCGGUGGACGUGCCAGACACUUCAAGGAACAUGACAGCAGCUACACUGAAAAACUCAGGAGACUGACCAAGGGCGUGUCCAUUUCUUUACCAUCCUCCCCUCUUCUCCCUCGCCAGGCCAACAUAGUUCCUUCUCAGUCGUGCAUCAAGUUUCCAGGACGGGUAAAGAAGCUGGAGUAUGUGGAUGGCUCUUCCAGUGCGAGAGAACCUCUUGUCUUUGCCUCGUGCCGUGGCAAGACAGACCACAGAGACCUCCACGUGGAGCCCCAGCUGGGCUCCUCCCUUUCAACCCAGGAACUGAUGACCAGACUAUGCUUCUUAUUGGGAGAAGCAACGCCUGGCACUGCUAGCUCUCCUAUGGAGGACCGGAGGGAAAAGAAGUGUGACACCUCUGCCCAGGGGGGGAGUCCUAGCUCCACUCUCACCUGCAGCACUGCCUCCCCCUGUUCAGAGAGCCCCUCUUCCACCCUGAGCACCAGUGCUGGAGGCCAGCCUUUGCCACAGCCUUUACCCUUACCCUCACCGCACUGCAGCUCCAGCACCAGCCCUAGUGGAACCCUCUCCUGUCCUGUACCCAGCCCUGCCCCUGGUCCUGCUCCUGGACCCAUCACCGGGAGCAGCCCUGGGCCUCCUUCUCAAAGCCCCACCUCCACCCUGGAGAGCAAGGACAGUGGAAUCAUAGCAACCAUCACAAGUUCCUCUGAGAAUGAGGAGCGCAGCGCCUCCAGUGAGGUUCUGACUAAGGAUGAAGGCUCGGGGGGCGGUGCUGCUGUAAUGGGCCAUGUAAGCGAGGACCGCCAUACUGGGCCAAGCAGGAACAAUCUGACUGCCCAACCAGAUGAGGCCUUACCUAGAACUGACAUCAUGGAGCCCAGGACUCCACCAGCACCGAAGAGACCCCUCCCACCGCACCACCUUCACAGCACUUCUUCACUUGUGAUGCCUCGUCCAAAUUCUGUGGCAGCAACCAGCUCUACUCGACUGGAGGAUUUGAGUUAUCUGGACAACCAAAGGGCUGCUGGACACAGGGGCUCCGUCCGCAAACACAACACAGCUGGACGCACAAAUGAUGACUCCAAAGGGAGAUUGGUGGCUUUCAGACAAGCUGACAUCAUGCUAAAACCGCUGCUGUUCGAAGUCCCCGGCAUCACUGCGGAAACACCCUUUGUCGGCCGGGAUUGGCUCUUUGCACGUCUGGAGGAGGUCCUGAGGAAAACGAGCAGCUGUGAGGGACGCGGUGCUGUCAUUGUGGGUAACGCAGGAUCCGGCAAGACCGCUAUCAUCUGGCGGCUGGUGACGCUCAGCUGUCAUGGCAUGCGCACACCACAGGGAGGUCCCAGCAUCCCUCACAGCCCCAGCUCCUCCCCUAAAUGUGGGGAUAGGCAGGGUAAAGCAGCCUCCAAACAGCCAGCCGACUCCCAGCCCAACCAGAGUGCUGCUGCAGGAACAAGCAAUAGUACAGCACAGAGGAAGGAGGCUGUCAGAUGCCUCGCUGCCAAGGUGGUAGCAUACCAUUUCUGUCAGGCCGACAACACCUACACCUGCCUUGUACCGGAAUUUGUGCACAGCGUUGCCGCCCUGCUGGCCAGAGCUCCACAACUCGGCCCGUACAGGGAGCUACUGGUACAAGAGCCUCAUCUACAAAACACACUCAGCCUGCGAUCCUGCGUUCAAGACCCCAUCGCUGCCUUCAGAAAGGGUGUCUUAGAGCCUAUAGCCAGCCUGCGCAAGGAGCGGAGACUACCUGAAGAAGACUACAUCAUUUUGGUUGACAGCCUUAAUGAGGCAGAAUUCCAUAAACCAGACUAUGGGGACACCAUUGCCACUUUCAUCACCAAGAUAAUCCCAAAAUUCCCACCUUGGCUUAAAUUGGUGGUCACAGUUAGGACAGGCCUGGUGGAAAUCACCACCCUCCUUCCCUUCUCUGGCAUCUCUCUGGACAUCCUGCCAGACAGCAGUGAUCUGGGAGCUGACCUGAGUGACUACAUCCAUCACCGGGUCAGCAGCAGCACUCAGGUCGCCACUAACGUCACCACACCGACGGGCUCUGCCCCUGAUCCAUUGCUUCUCAGCAAGUUCAGCAGCCACCUGUCAACACGGAGCCACGGCUCCAUCCUUUACCUUCAGCUGACCCUGGAUUUGUUCCACAAAGGUCACCUGGCUCUGAAAGGAGGAAACUACCUGGUGGUGCCUGUCUCCCUGUCAGAGGUGUACCUGCUGAUGUGCCGUGUGAGCUUUCCGGAUAAAGAGGUCUUUGAACGGAUACUUCCGGUGCUAAAUGUGGCGCUGGCGUCUCUGCACCCACUGACUGAUGAACAAAUGUUCAGGGCACUGAAUGCAGGCAGUGUGAGGGGGGAGCUGGAGUGGAAGGACUUCCAGCAGAGAUUAGACAGCCUGGCUGGAUUCAUGGUUAGACGCCGGGAUGGCACACGGAUGCUGUGUCAUCCCUCCUUCAGAGAGUGGCUGGUUUGGAGAGCAGAUGGAGAGAGCACAGACUUUCUCUGUGACCCGAGGAGUGGGCACGCUCUCCUGGCCUUCAUGUUCUCCAGACAGGAGGGCAAGCUGAACCGGCAGCAAACUAUGGAACUGGGACACCACAUCCUCAAGGCUCACAUAUUCAAGGGUCUGAGUAAGAAGACAGGUGUGUCCUCCAGCGUUCUUCAGGCCAUGUGGGUGAACUGCAGCACAGACAGUCUGUCCGCUGCGCUGGCUUCCCUGAGGAACCUAUAUACACCUAACAUCAAGGUAAGUCGUCUGUUGAUGCUAGGCGGCGCUAGUGUGACCUGGUGCACAGAGGUGAUAGGACAUGCCCCCAUCCUGGCAGUCCAUGCCCACCUGGGACAUGUGGAGAUGGUCGCUCUGCUGCUUGAAAUGUGGGCUCCUGUAGAUGGGACCACCGACAGCGGCAUGACGCCCCUCUGUCUGGCCGCCGCUGCAGGACAUGCCGACAUCGUCAGUCUGCUCUGCAAGAAAGGGGCCAAGGUGGGCCAUGCUGAUAAGAAUGGCCAGUGUGCGCUGGUCCAUGCCGGGCUGAAGGGCCAUGCAGAGAUCAUCAACAUCUUGCUGGGCCAGGACUGGGGAGCAGAGAUCCCCGCUGACCCACAGCAGCACCACAGCAAUGAGACUGUGACUGGGAAAACACAGGCAGCACAACAGACGGUUACAGCUGCAGCUAGUGUGGGACACUUACAGGUGGUGAAGAGCUUGCUGGACUUGAAAGAUGAACAGCUGGCAGUGCAGAUGGAUGGUCACGACUCUCUCUGGGGAGAAACGGUGCUGAGCGCGGCAGCAGGGAGAGGCAGGAUGGAGAUGUGUGUGUUCCUCCUGGAGAGGGGGGCAGGGCUGGAAUUACCAAACCGCAGAGGGAUGGUCCCGCUGCUUAGUGCCACCAAACACGGACACACACAGAUUGUAGAGUUGCUGCUGAAGCAAGGCGCAGACAUCAACGUCAGCGACAAGCAGGGUCGCACUGCACUGAUGCUGGCUGCGUCCGAGGGCCACACCAGUACUGUUGAACUCCUGCUGUCAAAGGGUGCCUCUCUGUCCUCUGCUGAUCAGGAGGGGCUGACUGCACUUAGCUGGGCCUGUCUGAAGGGCCAGAAAGGUGCAGUGCAGGUUCUUGUGGAGGCCAGCGCAGACCUGAACCACCCAGACAGACAGGGACGGACUCCUCUUGAUCUGGCUGCUCUUAACGGGGAUGCAGACACAGUACAUUGCCUGGUGGAACAUGGAGCGGUGCUGGAGAGAGCCGACAACAACAGUACCAGAAGUUCAGACCGGACGACAGGCUGCCAGAACCCGGCACUUGUGGCGUCGCUGCUGAAGAAAGGAUCCAAGACGGGCUACAGAACGGCUCAGCAUGAUCGAUCAGGUCAUGCUACAUGGGCUAUGGCUUCCUCCAAACCAGACAUUCUGCUCAUCCUGCUGCAGAAGCUGAUGGAGGAAGGGAACAUGCUUUACAAGAAGGGACGUAUGAAAGAGGCAGGCCAGCGUUACCAGUAUGCCCUGAGGAAGCUGCCUCGUGAGGGGCAAGGAGAGGAGCUGAAAGGGCUCAAAGACCUGCGGGUCUCCCUCUAUCUAAACCUUUCCCGCUGCCGCAGGAAAACCAAUGAUUUUGGCAUAGCUGAGGAGUUUGCAACAAAAGCCCUGGAACUCAAACCCAGGUCUUAUGAAGCGUAUUAUGCCAGAGCACGGGCCAAGAGGAGCAGCAGGCAGUUUGCUGCAGCGCUGGCAGACCUCCACGAAGCAGCACGACUCUCUCCGUCCAACAGGGAGAUACGGCGCCUGCUUGCACGGGUAGAGGAGGAAUGCAAACAUCACCAGAAGGCAUCAAGCAACAACUCAACACAGGGCUACAACAGGGACCCUCACGCCCACCACCACCACGGCACAGAGGAGGAGACAGACGUCUAUUCACAGGGAAGUCUGGAGAGGCAAAUCCCCACGGAGCAGACUGAUGCAGAGAAGGAGGAAGAGAAGGAGGAAGGUGAGGAGGUGAGCCUGCAAUGUGGGAAAAGCCCAGAAUUUUGGCCUCUGAAUCCGUACGCUCCAAACAGGACUCUCCCUGGAGGCGUGGCCUUUGGUUUACCAGAUCAGGCGCCAUGUUUCCCUCAAGAGGAGUAUGUACAGAACCAACUGUUUGUGGACAUGCCUGAGCCUGUUCCUGCUAUCAACAGGCAGACCCAAAGCCAAGGCAGCAGGACUCAUCACCACUGCCACUCCCUCCAGUCAGGGAACAGAGUCGGGGGCAGGCCUCUUUCUCUGUGCGGCCCUUCCAGUCCUCUGCCAGGCAGACACAUCUCCACCUCACUGAGGCCUGCACCGGUGCUGGGUAUUGACAUCGGCCCUGGAUCAGCCAACGAACACUCUGGACACAGCCCCACUGAGCUCUAUCACCCCAUGUCCCCCAACAGCUCCUCCCCACCGGGACCUCUUCAGAUGUACCAGCCCCGUUCCUCCAGCUUCUCCAGAGGAUCUGACAGACUCUCCACCCACUCUGUGGCUCUGGAUGGCCUGUCUCUUGCUCUGGGGUCUAGUAUGGAGGUUAGGAGGGAGAGUGGAGGAGGGGGCACAGCAGGCUCAAGGGGCUCUAGCUCCAGCCAAGCCUCCAGUGGGAAUCUGUCGGACGGUGGCAGGCAGCAGGUGCUGGAUGCCCCGUGCCCCAUCAAGAGCAGUGGUAGCUUCAAAACAAAACCUGAGCUAAAGCCCCGGCCCUUCAUGGGAGUAAUGGACAAAGCAGUGCGAGUCCAGGGCCAGCAGACCCCUGGCCUGGGCCGACAGGGGCAGGGAGGAGGAGGAGGAGGAGGAGGAGGAGGAGGAGGGGUGGAGAGUUUCAGUAUGUCAGUCAUGGAGUUCCAAGGGUUGAACAAUGAGUUCAAGCGUGCCUCCUUCCAGGAGCAGCUCUCUGUAAGUCAGGCCAACAGCCAGCAGCACUGCCGGGAGUUUGGAGAGCGGCUUCACCAGCGAGAGGCCAGAGGCACCACAUCCUCCCAGUUGCGCUUUCCUGACGGGAGGCACAGACAGGCGAGCCUAACGAGGGACAACCCAGCUCUGCAUAUGGCUCCCAUCAAGCCCAAACGUUCGUUUAUAGAGUCUAACGUCUGAAUAUAGUUUAUCAAAGCACAGAUACAGGCCGUUUUCAACAAACUCUGUCCCACAUAAGGUAGCAAGGGAGACUGGUUUGAGAACAGCUCCCUUCCCUGAGCCUGUUUUGUAGAGUUAUGCUGCUGCACUGCAUUUACAAUCUAGAACCAGUGUUCAACUCAGGCUACUACGCUUUUGCUUACAUGUCUACAGCUACACUAGUGUAUUCAAGAAAACCAGACAUACCUUAAGUAGGGAUUUAAAAAAAUUAGGUAGUAUAUUGUCUCAAGUUUUAAUUUAUUAUAUCAAACAUAGAAGUCAGAGAAAGCUUUGUGCACGAAUAUACGAAACCUCAUGCUGUUAGUUGCAGGAUAUGACCAUUUCUAUUGUCAAGUGUCUUUUAAAAAACAUUUAUAUUUGUACGGUGUACACUAUAUUUGCAGAUUAUAUAUUUCCCUGUAAGUGGUUAUCUGUCAGCAUUACAGGCUUCAAAAAAUACUUUCUGUACUUUAGAUUCUUUUUCUUGGUACAUUUGAUAAAAAAAGCACUGUAAAUGACAUUGUUGGAAACUUCUUGUCAUAAUCUAAUAUUGACUUGAUUGCUUAAAUAUUCACAGUAUAUGUUAUUUAUUUUUGCAUAGCAGAGGACAUAUUCAUAUGAAGUGUUUAUUGGGACAGAGAGAGAGAGCAUUUACACAGUCAAGGAUAAAAAAACUUAAGAGACUUCUUACACUGCUGUAUGUCCAUAGUUGUCAUAUAUCCUUUUGAGUCAUACUAUGGAUUACAGAAUGUUACCACAUUAUUAUUGUGGUAUAAUAAAACAUGAAUGGAAGAAUACA